AUGCAUCAUUGUCUUUACACAAAAGAUAAAAAGAAAAAGCUUAAAAAAUGGGAGGAAGGAUUUUAUAAAUAUUUUAAUAAUAAAAUAACUGUAUACGAUUCUGAUAAAAAACUUGUUUGUACAAAAGUAACUGAUUUAGAGAAUGAAAUUGAUACUUUUAAAUAUUUAAUUUAUAUAGAAAAUUUAGAAGAUAAAGAAAAUAAAGAAUGUGAAAUUUUUACACCAGUGUGCGAUACUAAAGAAGAAAGCGCUGAUGUAAGUGAAAUAUCGCAGAAAUAUUAUUUUAAACGAAGUAAUAAAGAUAUAUUGAAUUUAAUUAAAAAUGUAAAAUUUAAUAAAUAA
This is a messenger RNA of Vairimorpha ceranae, 342 nucleotides long. RefSeq lists its product as hypothetical. NCBI's taxonomy places the organism in Eukaryota, Fungi, Microsporidia, Nosematidae. The record is from RefSeq and is a predicted model, not a curated record. Bases 1 to 342 code for a protein of 113 amino acids. The transcript has a single exon.